This is a messenger RNA of Brassica rapa (field mustard), 16013 nucleotides long. Its product is annotated as CSC1-like protein At1g62320. Gene Ontology annotation, cellular component: plasma membrane. NCBI's taxonomy places the organism in Eukaryota, Viridiplantae, Streptophyta, Magnoliopsida, Brassicales, Brassicaceae. The record is from RefSeq and is a predicted model, not a curated record. Gene Ontology annotation, molecular function: calcium-activated cation channel activity.
UGCGUGAUGUAAAGUUGGAUUAGCUCCUACCAACUAGGUAUAUAAUAAGUUUUCUUUAUUAUAUACAACUUGAUGAAAGUUAUAUCAGUUUAACCAGCUAGAUAUAUAAUAAUAAUAAUUUCAUUUUUGUUAUCUAGAUCUACUAUUCUAUAUAGAUAGUUCCAUUUUCAGGAGGAUGCACUCCUAUCGACUCUUUGUGAUUUAUGUUUUUAAAUUUAUGUUCACAUUUUUAGUAAAAAAAAAUUAACAUACACAUUCAAAUUACACAUAAACAAAGAUAAAAGGUUGUAAAUAAGUUUCACAGCAAACAAAAUUAGUCUAAAUACCUCUUUAUAUAUUUUAGCAAUCUCUUCAAAAUAAAUACAAUGUUUAUGAUAGAAAAACACACUUUUUACAUUUAUUUAGAAAAACACACUAUUUCACAUUUAUUUGAAUUCCUAUUAUUAAUAGAUAUGUUUGCUCUAUAGGUGUUCAUGCUUAUAUACACUAUGUAACCCAACAGAUUUCCUACAAAAAGUAGAAAACAUGAUGAAGGUAAUCUCUUAUCAAAAUGCUCUAACAACUAAGAUCAAACUGAUUAAAUACCAGAGCACUGUCAGAUGAAUGUUUAGCAAGUUAAGGAUCCAUGAAAGAUAUCUUUUAACUGCUCUUACAACUUAUUUUCCAUUUCUUCUAUUUUUUUAUUGUUUUGAACAGGUUCCUUCAAAAGAAUUGAUUUGUUUGAAGUAUUAGCUGGUGAACAUAGUAGAAAUCCUCCAAAAAAAAGGGUGGCUGUGCGUUUCUCCCUAGAGAAACCUCAGCAACAAGCUUCAUCAGACGACGCAUAAAGAUGGUGGCAGGUCUAGCAAAUGCUGGUCCAAUAUCUCCGCUUCGAUGCACGAUGAUCCUAUCAAAUGCGAGCAUUAAGGAUUUUGCAGUGAGUUAAUACGUUCAUCUUGGUUCAGAAAAGCUGCAUCCAAUAUGAUGUGGAAGAAAGCGGAAAUCUCUACUGCUAGCUUCCAUUUGACACAACUUCAAUGGAAUUGCAGUCAAAUCGAUGAAUCUUCUUAAAUUUCAUAUCGUAAAUGAAAUCAAUAACUUCAGUGAAUCAGAUUAGAGUUUUCGAGAAUUCAUCAUGUAGUUUGCUUUAAUGACCAUAAUUUUUAAAAUAUGUAGAUUACCCAUAGCUUGCAUUGUAUCGUUAUAGCAUAUUUGAUUAAUUUCUAUGAAUAUUUUAAUUGUAGUUGACUAACAUAAUGUGUUAAAACAUAAGAUAAUAGUGUUGAUUAAAAUCUUAUUUUUUUAAUGAGUAAGAAAAUUCAUUAAUAUCUUCUGAUUAAUUAAGAAACUUUUUCAAACUCAAAUUAUUUUGAUAAUACGAUAUUUUACACAAGUGAAUUACUAUUACCAGCAGUUAUUUCAAAAUAAAACUUUUUUUGAUAAAAAUGAAGUGGCUCAGCAGAAAGAAAAGAAUUGCAAUCAACCAAUAUUUUAGUUUGUUAAUUAAAAAUAUAUGUUUUCUGUCUAUACCAAUGUUUCAGAAAUAAAAUAAUGUUUUUUACUAUUUUUUUUGCUAUUUUCUUUUAUUUUUAUUAGGUUAGCAAUUUAUAUUAAUUAAUAAUAUAUUUUAUUUUAAUAUAUAUACAUAUAUCUCUAAAUUUUGACACACUCUUGAAAAUAAUUCUUUUAUCAUUUUAUUUAAUGUUAAUUUCCAAAGAGUUACCAUAAGUAUCAAUUUAACUCCAUUUUAAUGGCUACAUAAUAUUAUUUUUCAUUUUAUUUUGAAAGAUUUUUCAGAAAAAUUAAAUAUUAUAAGAAUAAUAAAUUAAGAUGAUGGUUUGUAUAUUUUAUUUAUAUUUUAAAUUAUGUGAAGAUUUCAAUAUUAUGUAGCUUCAGCUUUUAAAAUCAUAUGUGAUUUAAAUACUUAUAGAUUUGAUUCUUCAAUAGAAAUUAACGUAAACUUUAAAAUCAUGUGUUUUAAAUUUAUAUAGUUAUAACUUUUUGAUAGUUUUGCAUUUUUAAAUAAAUUAUUAUUUUUGGUAGUCAUUUUUAUGUUAAUUUUUGAAAAUCUGUUAUAUAUUAAGGCUCUAACUGGUGAGCAUUAAAAUAAGAAUAUAAAUUAGUAGGAAAUAAAUGAAUAUGAAAAAAAAUAAAAAGAAUGAAAAUGAAUAUUUAUUUCUUUUGUUUCAUACCAAUUUUGAUAAUGAAUGUUUUUCUUCUAUAGUUCCUCAAAAUUCAAGGAAUGAUAAAUAAUCAAACGCAACAAAAAUUCUCCAUAAAUGAUGUAAUUUUUAAGGAAUGAGUAGGAAUUGACUAUUCUCCUUAAUUCUUUAUGUUACCAUUUGGAUCCUAAAUUAACUUACAUAUGAUGUUUUUUUACUUUGUAAGUUUACCAUGUUUGAUAUCUAUCUAUACUAAUAAAGUUGCUCAGAAACUCUCCUCAGGCUUCCACCUCACCCUUCCAUAUCUUAAAACCCGCCACGUGUCGUCUCCUUUUCUUCUGCUCCGUGUUUUUUAAAAAACAACACUCUCUCCCGUGUUUUUUCUUUAAAAAGCGGAGCUCUUCUUUUUGGGCUUGCAAGUAUUUGUGUUUGGGCUUCUCUAAAAUUGGCCCAUCUUUUUAGGGUUUCACUGUGGGCCGUAGAAGUCGUUCCUUGCUGUCCUUCGAUUCUUCGCUGUUCUUCCGUUCUGUAACGGCGAGCGUUUCUGUUUCUCAUUUCUUUAAUCACAGCAUUAACCCCAGCCCCACUACUCUCCUCACUCUCUGUAAAUUAAACACCAUAAUUAUCAUGAAAUGACGAUGAAGGAGGAUGUGACAACAGAUAGCAGAGGCAAUUGCUUUUUGAGUUGAUUGUUAUCCUCUGAGAUAUGGAGCAAGUAUUCGUCGGGUCAAGGGUUUACCAUUAUCGGCUUUACUCAUUCCAAGAAGCGCUUUCAUGGCCGUUUCUUAAUGUUUGUUUGCUCUUACUCGAGACUGUGAGAUGCAGUGGGUUACCAGGUAUUUGGGAGUCAGUACUGUGACUUCGACAAAGGCACUCUCCGCUGCGAUAUUAAUAUCUCAGUCCGUCCUAUUACACAAGCGAAGUUUGGCAGCAAGGUGGAAAUGAAGAAUUUGAAGGAGUUUUCACCAAUUGACAGGGCCAAGCCAACCAGCUUAUGGGGAGAGAAGUAACUCAGACAGGAACAAUAAUGAAUACAUGAAUAUUGACGGAGAGGUGAGAAAGCUGACUAAUGCCCUGCAGAAGAUGUUGCACAACUUCUGGAGGAGUGAAGACCCGGACCGUAGACCCCUGCCACAGUGCAUACAUGACUUAGUUGGGAGCACUUCUACUUAUUGAAGCUUUCCCAUUCAACUGCUCCUCCAAGCAUCAGCCGUUCACCAUAUCUCGAAUCUUUGACCGCGACCAGUGUUCACCACUGCCAAACUUUGCUGUAAAUGGAGCGAUAACAACCCCGGAGAUGAUAUCUCUGGAACAGUAAGCAGUAGCAGUUACAACUUACCUUUACUGGUGAGUGUGUGACUAGGGGAGCCCCUGCUACAAAUGCUUGUGGGGUUAUGGAGGGAGCUUCUGCUGCUGCAGGUGUUUCGCAUGAUGAACCUGUCCAUGGUGUAAUAACUGCUGAUGGUCCACCACUCCGGAGGCUGAUCCAGCAAAGCUGAAGUUCCCAGCAUCGUGUGUCGCCAACUCAAGCGUCCACCACUGCUUGGAUUUUUGUCUUCAUUUGAGUAAAAAUAAAUUGUUUAAGAUCACGAUACUUAUUUCAAUGCUUUUGUUGUUGGUUUUUUUUUUUUACUUUUUCUUAGCAUUGUCAUCACAAAAACUUUGUAUCAGCAGUGGUUUUAAAAAAAAUAUUUAUUGCUCUUCAACAAACUACAUUCCUGUUUGUUUAAAAAGAAGCUAUAUUCCUGUUGCUAUUUGAGAGCUGGUCCUACCGCUUAAAUAAACAUAGUAGGUAGCUCCUCCUGAUUUUGCUUCCAUAUUUUACAGAAGUUGAUUUAGCAAACAAACCUUGACGAAAUGAAAUAAAUAUAUUGAUUGCCUCCAUGAGUUCUGGGUGAUUUAAACUGAGUUCUUCCGUACACAUUUAGACACUGGCAUAAUGCAGCGCUAUGGAUAAAAUCAUUUAACGUUCAAGGGUGUUGUCCUUACAGAACGUCACCGGCAAAUACUGUAUCAGCAGCAGCAUUGGUGAUUAGGAGGUUACGACCACUGACUCCCAUGCUCUAUAAAACUGAGCUUCGUUAGUUGCGUUUCCUGUUUUCCCACUGUAGGAACGUACAUCUGCAUUAGCAAGUUUGUGAAGGAUAAGAAGAUGAUGGCUCCCGACUGUCAGGUCCCAAAGAUGAUGGCUUCUUUGCGUCAAGUUUAUGUUAAAAACUUAAAAAUAUAAAUAACACGAAUAUACAAAAGUAGUUUGGUGCAAAAUCGAAAGAUCAUAAAUAAAGUAUCUUCUGCUAUUUGUCCAAGUAAUGCAAAGAAGAUAUAUUUUUUCCUUUUGUGUUGAGAGAACAUUUGACCUCAAAACGUUUAUAGCUUAUCGGAUUUUAACUGCGUCUACAGUUUAUAGAGAGUACGAGAAGUCACAGUCCUAUUCUAUGUUAGCCUCAACCGCAUUGUUUCACGGAAUCUCGAGUGGUGUCGCUGACCAAGAAUGACAUCACGCAUACAACGAUCAAUGGACUUGAAAAUCUGGGCAGUGGUGGAUGUCUCGAGUUCAUGAAUUUGUUUUUUUUUUGGCUAAAUAGUUCGUUCAUGAAUUCUUCACAAGCGAGAUAUUAUAUAACUAUUGCCUGAACUGCCAAGCGUUUAAGGAUGAGAAACAAUGAAAAGACUUUGAUCUAUAUCAAACAUACAACUACACGGUUCACAAAAAGUAACCCCUCUGUUCAAACUCGCAAAACCCUACAAGUAUAGAACUACAUAGACCCAUACAUACUGACGCACAGAAAGCAAUAACAGAUCCAUAUAAUGUGAUUUCACAUUUCAUCAAACUCACACCAACGUAAAUAAAAAUAGGGUAAAUCUCACGAAAUAUUUACUAGAUCAGGGAACUAAAUUUACAAUAAAAUGAUGGACAACCACAACCAAAAAUUAAUACAUAAUAGAAUUUAAAAUAUAAUAAUUUUUAUAAGAAAAAUGUAAAUAAAAGAAAUAUUAAAAUUAAAAAUUUAGUUACAAUACAUAAUAUAAGUUGAAUAACAUAAAAAAAACUUUUUGAAUAAGGUGAAAAAACUUAGUAACAAAAAAAAAAUAGUUUAAAAUACAUCAUAUAACUCAAUAAUUCAUUUUAUGAAUAAAUAUAAAUUUAAUAAAAGAAAAUGAGAAAGAAAAUAUACUUAUUAUGUUGCUUUUUCAGAUUUCAUAAAUAUAACAAGAUAAAUAAAAAGUGAAUUUAAUGAAACUUUUUUUUCUUCAUUUUGGUCAUAAUAUUAAUACAUAGAAAACUUGAAAUAAUUAAGGAAAACAAUCAAAUAUUAAUAGAUAAUCAAAACACAGAUGAAUAAAAGUUAGGAACUAAUUUACGAUAUUGUGUUUUCAAAUUUCAUCAAACCAAAAUUAACAAAAAUAAAUAAUUUUGACAGAUUUUUUUUUGCUUUCUGAUCACUAAACUCAAACCAUCAAAAAUAAACAAGAAAUUGAUAAAAAAAUAACUUAACAAAAAAUACAUAAUCAAAAAUAAUAUUUAGAAAACAAUCAAAAACUUAAAGUAAACCUAUAGCAAAUACACAAUAAACAAAUGAACAUUUUUAAAAAAAAUAUUGUUCCAUUAUAUAAAGAACAGAUUAAAGUAAUUGUAUUCGAAUAAAUAUGUAAAAUAAAAAAAAUAUUUCUUGAAUUCUAAAAACCUUAUCCUAACAAAUCAAAUACUGAUAUGGUAAUUAUAUAUAAAUAUAGUGCAAGCAAGAAAUACAAUGUAAAAUAAUGGGAGAAGCAUAUUAAGAUUAUAAAUAAAACUAUGUCAACCAUGGUCUAAAAUAAAACAAAUAAAUCAAAUAAAUUACAUUGCUAAAAUAAAAAUAUCUUCACUAAAACUCUUUAAAUUAUGAAGUUUGGUUAACCUAAACUAGAAUGAAGCUAACUAUCAUAACAUCAAAUAACUUCAACCUAAAAGAUGAUAAAAAUAAAAUAAAAAUGAAUCAAAAAGUAUACACAAUAUAUAAUUAAAUAGUAAAAAUAUAAAUAGCUAACAAAUAAAUAUUUUUUAAAGUCAAAUUCCCUCGCGAAGCGCGGGCCAACCACUAGUUGAUUUAUAUUUUAUUUUGAAAUAAAUGAUUUUGGUAAUAUUGUCAUUUACAAAAAUAAUAUAUUAGAAAAUAAUUUUUCAUAAUAUUAUCAGUGGUUUUGAAUCUUAUUGGACAUCAAUGGCUUAUACCUCAAUUUUCAUAUAAUAUAUGUUUUUAAAAAUAAAAAAUAAAAUCGUGAUUUACCAUAUUCUUGAUGCUUUAUGAUAAUAUAUGGAUAUUAUAAACCAUGUGUUUAAAUUUAUAUAGUUAUAAUUUUUGAUAGUUUUGCAUUUUAAAAUAAAUUAUUAUUUUGUUAGUUAUUUUAUGUUAAUUUUUCGUAAAUCUGUUAUAUAUUAAGUUAACUUAUAGAUAAUGUUUUUACUUUUGCAAAUUUAUCAUAUUUGAUAUUGAUUUAUAUUUUACUUUGAAAUAAACUAUUUUGGUGAUAUUGACAUUUUUGAAAAUAGCAAUUUGAUUUGUUAUAAUAUUAUUGGUAGUCAUGGACGGAAAGAUAUACGUAUUCGGAGGUUGCGAGAUGAAAGCCUUGGAUUGGGUCGAAGUGUUUGAUCCAAAGGAGGAGAUUUGGAUACCACAACCCGAAGAGCAUCAUUGGGACUUACCUUAUGCAAGUGGAGAGUUUACGUCGUAUGAGAAGAUUCAUAUGUCGGCUAGUGGACAAGUUUUUAACUGUGUUUUUUCCUUUUGAAUCUUAUCAAAUGCAAAAUCGAGAAAGUCGUUUGUGAAAACCAAAGUUUGACGAGAAUCUCGGAAUAAAAUCUUAGAAGACUUACACGUAAGUCGUCUGUCGGAAGACUUAUAUGUAAGUCGUCCGGGUAAAAUUAAAUAUUUAAGUUUUAUUUUCUAAUUGCAAAAAUAACUCGAGACGGUUUACAUAGAAGUUGUCUAACAAAAUUAAAUAUUGAAGUUUUAUUUUUUUAUAGACGACUUCCCUGUAAAUCGUCUAGGGAAAGACAAAUUUCUGACAAUAUCUGGUUAAAUACAAAAUUAACAUGUUUAUCCUAGACAACUUACAUGGAAGUCGUCUCUGAGAUUUUUGAUUUUUUUUUUUAAAACAAAGAUAACCGGAAGACUUCCAGAUAAGUCGUCUCAAAAAAAUACACAUAAAGUUAAUUGUAAAACUAACACUUGCAUUGACACAAAGACUUUUGUGUAAGUCUUCUACAUCGAGAAGACUUAACUUAAGUAUUUUAACAUAUUUAUUUGGAAAAAAAAUGAUUUCAUACUUUAAAUUCGUGAGAUAACUUUCUUAGCAUAGAAAAGUCUUCUCCAAGCACCAAAAACCUCAAACGAAAGCGACACACCAAGAAUCGUGAGCUUGAAUGGGUCUAUGAACCUUAAAAAAAAUUAGAAUAAAAAUAUUGGUUUUUUUGAUGAAUAUAUAGAGAAAGUGAAAGAUAUGUUGUUUUUAGUUCAUAAGAAAUGAGAUAGAAGGAGACAAAAUUGAUUUUUAGUGCAUUAAGAGCUUCAAAUUGGUUGUUCAUGGUGGUUGGUGUAUUGAUGGCAAUAUCAAUAUUAUAAAUACUUGGUGAAGAUGAAGAUGGUAGAGUAAAAUGCUCAUUUUUGGGAAAAAAAAAAUAAUGUCAUUUUCGUGAAUAUUUCAAACUUUUGGAGUGAAUGGGCAAGUCAAAAGUCCAAAAAAAAAAACAUGGGUUAGUUUUGUGUUUGACUUUGAGUUUUGAGUCAUAUUUGCAAAAAUUCCAAUAUUAAUAUCAUAAAAGACAAGAUUCGAAAAUAUUUUCAAUACAACUUAAACAAAGAAAUUCAAUUUUUUGAGUAGAGAAUAAAAAGAUUAGAAAUCCCCAACCAGUGCCAAAGACUUUUGGCCCAUCAGCCUUUGCAAUGUUGCUUAUAAACUCAUAUCUACGAUGCUAGCUGAUCGCCUUAAACCAUGGCUCAAGUUUAUUAUUUCAGACAAUCAAAAAGCUUUUGUCCCCAAUAGAUUAAUCACAGAUAAUAUACUUAUAGCUCACGAACUUCUCCACUCUUUAAACACCAAAAACCUUUCACAACCAUACAUGGCUCUAAAGCUGGACAUUAGUAAAGCUUUUGAUAAAGUAGAGUGGAGAUUUGUAGAGGCUAUUAUGAAGAAACUAGGCUUUGCAGAUAAAUGGUGCAAGUGGAUAAUGAAAUGUAUAUAGCUAGUGUCUCUUAUUCGAUUUUGAUAAACGGGAAUCCAGUAGGACCCAUCCAUCCAAAGAAAGGCAUUAGACAAGGUGAUCCUAUAUCACCAUAUAUAUAUAUCUUUUGUGUACUGAAGGAUUGUCUGAUCUCAUUCAAAAUAGUAUAAAAACAGGAAAACUUCAUAGUUUUAAGGCUAGUAGAAAUGGACCAUAAAUCUCUCACUUGUUGUUUGUAGAUGAUUCUCUUCUAUUCUGUAAAGCUACUGAAGAUGAAUGCGAGGAGAUAAUCCAAAUCCUGAAGAUAUAUGAAAAAGCUACAUGUCAGACUGUUAAUCUUAACAAAUCAGAAGUAAUUUUUGGAAAGCGAUUAGCUUCUGAUGUAAAAGAAAAUAUCUGCAAUCGCUUGGGAAUUAUUCAAAAUACAGGAUUUGAUAGAUAUCUAGUCUUGCCUGAGUUUAUAGGAAGAAUUAAAUUCAAUGCUUCCUCCUAUAUAACUCAAAAAUUGGAGAAUAAAGUGUUUAGCUGGUACUCUAAAUUAUUGUCUCCUUCAGGCAAAGAAACUCUCUUCAAAGCAAUCGCAACAGCCAUCCAGGCCUAUAGCAUGUCAUGCUUUUUUCCUCCCCAAAAGAGUGAUUGAUCAAAUGACCAGAGCCAUGAGAAGAUUCUGGUGGUCCAGUACAAAGGAAAAACAUGGAAUCUCUUGGAUUGCUUGGCGCAAAAUAACAAACUAAAAAAAACAAGGAGGAUUAGGUAUAAGAGAUUUGAGAGACUUCAAUAUUCCCCUAGUGGCAAAGCAAAGCUGGAGAAUAGUCCAAAAUCCACAAUCCUUUCUGGCAAGAGUUUUCAAAACCAAGUACUUCCCCAAAACUGAGCUGCUUUAAGCCAAAGCAAGGGCCAACUCUAGCCAUGCGUGGAGAGAACAACAUAAAUUGGAACACCAAAGUGGCUGAAUUUAUUGAUCAUGUUACUAAAAGGUGGGAUAUUAACAAACUUAAUGCUUUUGUAGUUAGUGAAGAUCUUGAGAUUAUCCAGACAGUGUGCGUCCAGCAGUGACGAACACAAGAGACUUCGCCACAUGGAUCCAUACAAAGGACGGAUAUUACUCAGUAAAAUCAGGUUACAACCUUCUCAGAAACUCUUUCAUACAAAAUAACUCAAAUCCACAGGGUAACGAGAAUUGUAACCAGCAAGAAGAAACAUUAAAAAACAUGUGGAAAUUAAAUGCCCCUCCAAAAAUAAAAAAACACUUUUGGUGGAGAGUUAUACACAAUGCUCUCCCUGUUGCAGGAAAUUUGUGCAGAAGGAAAUACAGAUUGAGGACACCUGCCAAAGCUGCGGAGUGAAAUCAGAAACAGUUAACUAUAUGCUCUUCCAUUUUCGCAUCAGUAAAGAGAUAUGGAACCUUGCUCCUACACCAGUGAACUCAGGUCCGUUCUCUCCUCAAAACUCACCACUAGAAAACAUAAAUAUUCUCCAGAACAUUGGAAAAAUCCAGGGAGAGGAUGUAAGUUUUUUCCCUUUCCUUGGUUGGAGGAUAUGGAAAAUGAAAAAUGACAUAGUAUUCAAUAAAAAGAAAUAAGCUAUCCCAGACACCAUUGGUAGAGCUUUGAUAGGCAAAAAUCUUUGGAUGGAAGCUAACAAUGCAGAAACAGAAGACCCAGACCCUCCUACAAACACGCCAAACCACACCACCCAUGAAAAUCCAUUAGAAAAAGCCAAGGACUCUACUGAAGUGAUACGUAAUAUUGAUGGCUUUUGUUGUUUUGUAGACGCAUCAUGGACUUCCUCAGAAGAAAAUGCAGAAAUAGGAUCGGCACUGUACAACAAAGAAGCAAAACUGGUGUUUUUUUUUUUUUUUUUUUUUUUUUUUUUGAAUAUAAUGUUAAAUUUAUUCAAAGAAAAUGCUUUUGUACAUCAUGUGUUACAUGGCAAGGCAGCUAUUGAACCGAUUGGCUCACCACUUGGGCAGAAGCCGAAGCAUUACGUAUGGCCAUCUCCCAAAUCAAAAGACUAGACUUCAAUCCAGUAACAUUAUGUGGUGAUUCAGCCGUGUUCUACAAGCAAUUUCCACAGCAUAAAGAACUUCCUAUGGUUCAAAAACCAAUGAGUCUAUCAUGCCCAACAUACAUCGAAGAUAUUGGUAACCUUAUCAACGAAGAAAAAGCUAGCUUCAGCUUUCAAAAAAUCCCUAAAUCUUGUAAUACUCAAGCUGAUAAUUUAGCUAAAGAAGGUAGAAUGAAAAACUUAAACUACGUGGUUUGUUGGAAUCUUGUAUAAAACUUUUUGAUAUUAUGAAUAUAAAUUAAAUGGUUGACAAAAAAAAAAAGAUUUAAACAAUAGUUAAUUUGAUAAAAUGGUUUGAAUAGAUUACCUUUAUAAACAAAAGUCUUUGAAAUUAAUAUUUAUAGUUUGACAUAUUCUGAAUUUCAUAUUUGUCUAAUUAUGUAUUGUUCUAUGAUAAAUACACAGACAGGUGGUCACAAAAAUGAUUUGGAUGCAAGGAAACAUUAUUCAUAUAAUCAUAUAUUAUGAGUAAAAUAAAAUAAGUCAUACUAGAACAUAUGAUUAAAAUAGAGUUCAACGAUCGAGGUAGUGUAUAGGAUUGCACUCUUCUCUGGUCCCCAUUUGCGUCUCUGAUCGAGGUAAAGUUUCAAGCUUUGGUGGCUCCCCUGUGUUGUAGUGGCUGUCUUCAGCCUGUUUCGAGUGGUGUUGCUGACAGUUUGAAAGGGUUUGAAUCCAAUUAUCUUCUCUGGGUUGUAAAGUGUGGCUUAGUUGGUCUUUGAUUUACAGCGUGUUAGCAGUAACGUAGUCGUGUGUGAUGAGCAGUUGAAGAUUCUAGUCUUUGUGAUGAAGUUGGGUUCAGGUUUCCUUUUCAUCUCUUGGUUUGCAAGUGGUUCUCUUUUUGGCCUUUUAAUAAGUGUUGUUCCUGGUAUGCUUUUUCUCUCUGUUUGCCCUCAGUGGUUUCCUGUAGUGAAGCAAUAUAAUGAGGCUGAGGCGCUAAAGCUUCCAGAUGAAGGUGCAUUUGAGUAGGGGCUUUCUUCUAUUGAUGUUUCUUCAUGGUUUCUGCCGUGGUACAUGCGGUGUGGUUCGUUGGUUGUUAUCGUGAACAUGACGUUCAGAUAAGAUUGUUGUAGUUUGGGUGUUGUCAUUGUGAACUUGUAUUUAGAUGAGUUCUUGGCUCUUCACGAAGAAGUCUUCUACGUUACUUGCUCUCUUGCUUAGUUCAUCGCAAGGCUUCCAGCUAGUCAUCGUCUUUUUAAGUUUUUACUCUUGUAUUUUAGAGUGUUUAGUUCUGAGUUCUUUUAAGGAGUGUUAGGAUUUGUUAUAUGUUUCUUUGUUGUUAUGUAGCCCGUGUACGUUUUGGGUUUAGUUUUCAGGAAAGUGUAUGUGUUCUGCCGCUUUAGUGCGUCAACUUUGUAUCCUUCCAUCUUCCAUUGAUAUCAAUGAAAAUUAGAUGGAAAGAAAAAAAAGAGUUCAACGUUAUGGCACGCUAUUUCGUGAAAGCGCGAAUGAGACCGACGUUUUACUAAACGACGUCAAAAUCAUGAUAUCACGUUUUAUCUGUUUCAUUGGAUCGUAGUAACCACGCUCCCAUUUAAGCGCGUAGAUUCACGACAUAAACAAGAAGACCGUGUAAUUACCACGUGGCUGGCAUAUGUCGCAAGCUUGCCGAUUUAGGACAGGAUCAAAAUUCUCCAGUUGGUUGUCCAAUCUGAAAAUAUUUAUACUUCAUAUCGGUUCCUAAGCUUUUUGUUUUUACUAGGCUUUACCCAGUUCUUUCCACAAAAUUAGAACUUUCAUCUUUUAAAAAUUUACAUAUGAAAUUAACUUAACACAAGACUACUGAAUUAUUGUUUAAAAAAAAAAAACUUAACACAAGACUUACAUUCAAAUUCAUCAGAUGACUACAACAUACUACUAUUAGCAUUUUGACUUAAAAUAAGUACAUGAUAAUUUAUUAGUCAACUAUAAAAUCGUUAUCUUAUUUAGGCAAUUGAGUUAUUGUUUAAUCUAUUUAAUCUAACUUUAUCUAUAGUAUAAACAUAAAUACAGAUAUGUAACCAAUCAGAGGAUAAAUAUAUCACAUUUGGUUAAAUAGUUCCAAAAUUAAAUAUUUAUAUAUAGAAAUAGUUAUAUCUUACAAAAAAUAGUUAUAUAUGAAUAAAUUAAAUAUCUCUAAAUACAGACAGACACACACACACAUAUAUAUAUAUAUAUAUAUAUAUAUAUAUAUAUAUAUAUAUAUAUAUAUAUAUAUGGUUCAAAUAGUAUACAAUAUAUUUUAUGGUUAUUAAAAAUAUAAAACAAUUUUUAUAGAAAUAUUUCCAUGAACAAUGUUUGUGAAAAAUCAAACAUUGAAUCAUAAACAUUGAAAUUUAGCAAGUCUUUUGUUGAUUAAUAAUUUUUGAAUAGUAAGACCCUCAAAAUUAUAGACAUUUUUUCGAUUCCAUUCCCAAUUUCCCAUUACAUCGUUGAAACUAGAAGGCAAUUGUGUAACAAAAAAACUUAGAGGAUGUUUAAGUAAAUUUAGGAUAAACGGAAUGAGACAUUUUUCAACUUUAAAGAGAGAGUCUACGAAUAGACGCCGGCCGGACUUUAGCACAAACCAAGAGACAUCCUUCAAUAUUUUUAUCUUUCUCCGUGUAGUUUCAGCGUUAUGUAUUUGGCAAAAACGGCACGACGUCUCUUUUUUUCUCUUCCAAAUUUGUGUGCUGUUAAACAUAACCGAUCUCUCUGUUUCUAUACUCUGUUUUUUUCCUAUUUCUCUCUCUCUCUCUCUCUCAUUCUGCUGCUUUUUCCCUUAUCUAUUUCUGUUUCUGUUUCAUCUUUAGUUUUGUGUCAGAGAAAGCAGAAGAGAAAGCUAAAUACUUGCUUGGAUUUGCGCAAUGCUUUUCCUUGGAUAAAACUCGGAGGAAUAGUAUUCCUUCAUGACUAUCCAAACAUGCUCCAAUUAUUUUUCUGGGUUCUUGUCUUUAUUUGGCAUCAUUCUUUAACCUGAUCGCAAUGUUGCUUCUUGAAAAAGGGUUGACUUUGUUUUUGGUCAACGAAAGCUAAAAGAUUCUAAAGGUGAAAGAAAUUUAAAGGGUUUGGUGUUCAAAAAAAAAAGAAGUUUUUUUGAGGGUUUUAUAUAGUUGAGAUGGCGACUUUAUCAGAUAUUGGAGUAGCGGCUGCAAUAAACAUUCUAAGUGCUUUGAUAUUCCUUUUGCUAUUUGCAAUCUUGAGGAUCCAACCAAUCAACGAUAGGGUUUAUUUCCCUAAAUGGUACUUAAAAGGUCUUCGGAGCAGCCCGGUUACUUCGGGUGCUUUUGUAACCAAAAUUGCGAAUUUUGAUUUCGGAUCUUACCUACGGUUCUUAAACUGGAUCCCCGCGGCGCUAAAGAUGCCAGAAGCUGAACUUAUUGAUCAUGCUGGUUUGGAUUCUGCUGUCUACUUGAGGAUUUACUUGAUUGGACUUAAGAUCUUUGUUCCGAUCGCAUUACUUUCAUGGUCAGUUCUGGUACCUGUCAACUGGACUAGUGAUGGACUGCAGCUAGCACAACUACGUAAUGUAACAUCGAGCGAUAUCGAUAAGCUUUCGAUAUCAAAUGUCGAAUAUGGAUCAGACAGGUUUUGGGCGCAUCUUGUGAUGGAAUACGCAUUCACAUUCUGGACUUGUUAUGUUCUUAUGAAUGAAUAUGAGAAAAUAGCUUCAAUGCGGUUAGCAUUUCUCCAAUCCGAAAAGCGACGUGCUGAUCAAUUCACCGUUCUUGUUAGGAACGUACCACCAGACUCACACGAGUCAAUUAGCGAAAAUGUGGAGCAUUUCUUUAUGGUUAACCACCCGGAUCAUUAUCUUACAAAUCAGGUGGUUUACAAUGCAAAUGAAUUGGCUGGCUUAGUAGAAGAGAAGAAGAAAAUGCAAAACUGGUUUGAUUACUACCAACUGAAGUAUACAAGAAACAAGGAACACAGGCCAAGAGUAAAGUUGGGGUUUCUUGGUCUAUGGGGAAAAAAAGUAGAUGCAAUGGAUCAUUACACAGCUGAGAUCGAGAAGCUAAGCGAGCAAAUAAUGGCAGAAAGGAAGAGAGUAAAGAAAGACAAAAAUGGUGUAAUUCCAGCAGCUUUUGUCUCUUUUAAAACACGUUGGGGCGCUGCAGUUUGCGCACAGACCCAGCAGACAAAGAAUCCAACCGAGUGGUUAACCGAAUGGGCUCCCGAGGCAAGAGAAGUGUACUGGCCAAACCUUGCCACGCCUUACGUGUCUCUCACGGUGAGGAGAUUUGUAAUGCACGUUGCCUUCUUCUUCCUCACUUUCUUCUUCAUCAUUCCAAUCGCAUUUGUGCAAUCCCUUGCGAGUAUAGAAGGUAUCCAAAAAUCCGCUCCGUUCCUCGAUACCAUCAUAGAAAAGAAGUUUAUUAAAUCGGUGAUCCAAGGGUUUCUUCCCGGUAUUGUCUUGAAGCUCUUUUUGAUAUUUCUGCCGAUGAUCUUGAUGAUCAUGUCGAAAUUUGAAGGGUUUGUUUCAAUAUCAUCAUUAGAGAGAAGAGCCGCUUUCAGAUAUUAUCUAUUCAACCUUGUGAAUGUUUUCCUCGGUAGCAUAAUCACCGGAUCUGCAUUUGAACAGCUAGAUUCUUUCCUUAAACAAUCCGCUGAUCAGAUUCCACGGACGGUUGGGGUAGCCAUUCCAAUAAAGGCAACGUUCUUUAUAACAUAUAUAAUGGUUGAUGGUUGGGCGGGUGUGGCUGGAGAGAUUCUUAGGUUGAAACCGUUUGUCAUUUUCCAUUUGAAGAACUUCUUCUUGGUGAAAACUGAAAAAGAUAGAGAAGAAGCAAUGGAUCCGGGACAGAUUGAUUUUUAUGCAACGGAGCCUCGGAUUCAACUCUACUUCCUCCUUGGCCUUGUCUAUGCUCCGGUCACACCCGUUCUACUUCCGUUCAUCAUCUUCUUCUUUGGUUUUGCUUACCUCAUCUUCCGUCAUCAGAUCAUAAAUGUGUAUAAUCAAGAGUAUGAGAGCGCGGCUGCGUACUGGCCGGACGUUCAUGGACGUAUAAUAUCAGCAUUGAUCAUCUCUCAAAUCCUUUUGAUUGGAUUAAUGAGCACAAAAGGAAAAGCUCAGUCCACGCCUUUUCUUGUCAUUCUACCCAUUCUCACCAUCGGUUUUCACCGGUUCUGCAAAGGCCGGUAUGAAUCUGCAUUCGUCGUUAACCCUUUGCAGGAAGCUAUGAUUAAGGAUACACUGGAACGUGCAAGAGAGCCCAACUUGAAUCUUAAAGGGUUUCUUCAAAACGCAUAUAUUCAUCCAGUUUUUAAAGAUGAAGAAUGCGAAGAUGACGAGUAUGAGGAACUUAUCGAGGAUUCGGAUGACGAAAAUUGUGUAGUUGUACCUACCAAGCGUCAGUCUCGAAGAACCACCGCUACCAGCAGCAAUCCGAACGGUGGUUCGUCACAACCCCUGUCUUGUAAUCAACCUGACACUGGUAAAGGAAAACCGGAGCCUUGAUGUUCAAUGAGUAAAUCACUAUAACGUUUUGGUUGUAUAUUCAGUAUUAAAAGAAACAUAACUGAUGCAUAUAUAUCAUUUUGUUUGGAUUUUUGUGGACGGUUUUGUAUAUUUCUAUGCUUGUCAUUGUGUUAUAUGAGUUUGUUGUCACUAUUCGAUUAUGCGAUUGUAUAAAAAAAAAUUCAACGAA